Phialemonium atrogriseum is the source of this 1813-nucleotide messenger RNA. RefSeq lists its product as uncharacterized. Lineage: Eukaryota; Fungi; Ascomycota; Sordariomycetes; Cephalothecales; Cephalothecaceae. Bases 243 to 1451 code for a protein of 402 amino acids. The transcript has 2 exons. The record is from RefSeq and is a predicted model, not a curated record.
CCCGUUUCUUCAAGCUGGAGCGAAACCGACUUCUGCUGUCUUCCAUCAGGCUCGUUAGUGCCAUCAUGCCAGACACCACCGAAUCAGAGUUCACAAGCCGAUAUUCAUCAUCUUUAUCAGCCACCAGACCUGGUUUCUUGGCCAAGCUAGUCAUCCGCACCAUCUAGCUGUUCUGCCUUGUGGCCAAGCUUCUCAAUUUAUUAAUACCAUAUGGCCGUCCUGUUGCUGAGGGCAACAGUGCCAUGCUAGCAGCCCUUCAAACGUUCGACAGCCUGAAAGCGAAGACUAUUGGACUGCAGCGUUCUCUUAUUCUACUUUGUAUUGCCAAAUGUAUUUCACACUGGUGGAUGACACGCAAAGGAAAUCCGAUUUGGAAUCAAGGGUACAUCAGCAAGCUCAAGAUUGUCUCCGUUGGGGGAACAGGUGUAUUGCAAUUGGGUGCUGCGAUCGCCUUCUUUACGACUAUUGAAGGGCUUGUCAACAACUGCUACCAGCAACCAGUCAUCUCCAAUUACCUGGCCAACCUAAGCAACCAACCCAAACCAAAAAAUGGGAGGGUGGAUCCCCUGGUAAUGUUUAUGGAUGGCAACGACAACAGAGCCCGACUGUUGUUGAUGAGUUCGAUCGGAUGCGCUAUCGUGAAAGUUGGCCCCUUGCUCUUUCAAAGGGUUAUCGCUUCCAAAUGGAGAUACUCCAGCCCAGCCAAAACACCGACAGUCUUGCCUAUUAGUAACGUAGAUAGGCUCGACGACACAGAAAACCGCCUACACUCUGGACCACUUGCCGAAGAAUACGACAGGUGGCAAGAGAGAAGCUCCCGUCGAGUCGCACAGCGGACUGCCAACAGCCAGAUCAUUGUCGUCACGGCCUCUUAUCCUCCAAGGAUCGAACCAGAGGGGUCCAUUAUUCCGUCACCUGCUACUCUGGGAACGCAAGAGCAGCUCCGGUUUCACGAAAGCCUACUCUCUUGGACACAGGUUGACCACAAAUCAAUUCGGAUCCUGUUUGUCAGCUUCGGCAUAUUGCAAACUACGCUCGCCAUUCUGCAAAUUAUUCGACUCAUUAUACUUGCUCAACCAGGGGCCAGAGGGUUAAACUCAUGUGGAGGAGUCCACUGCACCCUAAGUUUUCUGGGCCUUGUACCUUGGAUACCGCUUCUCUUUGUCAUAUACUCCUUCAUUCCGCGUCGAGUUCCUCUGGAGCAACAGGUUGUUGGGAAAGUCAAUGUUUUCCAUCUCUUAGUCUUGGGUCUCGUCAUUGGUUACAUCUUUACCAUUAUCACAACACAUUCACUUAUACACAGGCAAUCCCGGCUUGCCAGACCCUAUUUAUUUCUGGCCAAUUUCCACCGUCACCAUUCUUGUUCUCGCGCUAAUCAGCCUGAUUUAUCUUCCUCCUCUUCUCGCUUUUUUUGUUUUAUGCGGUAUCGCUACUCAGAUGAUAUUGUCUAAUCGCCUACGUGUGGUAGCGCUUGGCGUGAAACUAGGAACAGCCGUAUGUCUUUUCAUUCUUCUCUCUACAUAGGGAUCUUGUCGAUGAGUGUUACAGACCGCGGCCCGGGCUAAUUGAAUCCCGGGCACCCCACGCUUAGGGCCUGGGAAAGCCCGGGGCUGAAGCGGGGGCUGCGGGAUCAGCGUGAUCGGCGUAAGCGCUGAGCCCGAUUGGGGAUUCCUUUAGUAAUUAGUACUGUCCUGCUCUGCGGCGUAGGAAGGUCCAGCUGGCCCGGUCGGCCGGGUCCGAGGGGGUCCCCGCAGGGGCCGCGAAGGGAUCGCAGAGUAGCCCUGAGUUAAAGGGCGAGGUGGUCUGCCCGAAG